GGCUGAGAGUUUCCAAUGGGAUGCUGCUGCUGCUGCUGAUGAUGAUGUGAAUGGGCCGAUCCAUUGAUCCAUUGAUCUUAGAUUGUUGAGGCUGUUACAGAGGGCGCACAGUCCUGCAGAGAAGUUACAAACGGUCCCGGGUUAAGUUUUUGUUCUUUAACUGACAAAAGUGUGAAGGAAGUAUGUGCGUGGUGUGAAACCCCUGAACUAGUUCUUUCUUCUUCUUCGUCUUGAUUUCAUCCGUCAGCUGCAUCGUGCGCAUCGGUGCGCCUUCAGUGACCCAGGCGCGUCCCGUCAUGUGGAUUACUAUUGUUUUGGCGUGUGCUGUGGCAGCGGCGCGUCCCGGCGGCAGCUCGGGAUGUCAGCUGGCCCACGACUGGAGACCCCAGACAGAAGCGUGCCGUGCUGAGUUGGCCGAGAUUAUAGUCUUCGCCAAGGUGUUGGCGCUGCACAAGGAGUCGUACAGUGUGUACAACUACCUGCCGUGGCAGCACGACACCGACCUGCUCUACUCAGCCGAGAUAGAGCUGCUGUGCGACCAGGCGUGGGGCAGCAUGCUGGAGGUCCCCGCCGGUUCCAGGUUUAAUGUCACUGGCCUGGGAUACUUCCCCUGCUUCACCUACAGUGUCACCAAAAACAACAACUACUACUUCUUCCUGAGGAUGGAUGAGAACUACAAUAUUGUCCCUCAUGGCGUGAACUUCCAGGACCCCAUCUUCCCUGACACUGCAGACAACCAUCGUGCGUUCUCCAGCCUCUUCCAGUUUUCCAACUGCACGCCCGGCACUCAGGUCCACAGCUUCACCCCGGAGUGGGAGGCUCAGGAGGACAGCAGGUUACUGUGCUCCACAGUGCAGAAGGCUCUGUUUGAGGAGGAAGAGAUGGUGAGGACUCUCUCACAGAAGGUGCGCACCCUGGAGAAAGCCAAUGGCCACUUGCGGGAAAAGGUGAAGACCAUGAAACGUCUGCUGCGUCAGGCCCAAAGAGAAACCACGAAGGAGCAGCAGACCCUCAACCAUAAACAAAUCUAUGAGUCAAAGACACCCCAGACUCACCCGGACCAGGACACCACCCAGGACCAGAAGAACCCGUCCCUGAAAAAGGUUGUCACCAAGAAACUAAAAAAUUAGACAUUGAAUUUCUUUCAUUGUAUGUAAAACACUUUUUGCUCCCAAUGAGGCAAAAAAGAUAUUUGGGUAAAAAACUGGGGGAGGUGAUAACAACAUCGAGUAGCUGAUUAGUUUAAACCAACAUUAGAUUCUUAUCAGUAACCUAUUUAAUAUGUUAACUUCAUUUCCUGGUGAAACUGACUGGUGCCAUUACAAAUAUCAGCUACAAAGACAUGAUAUACAUUUGAAUUUGAACCCCGGUUGUCAAUGGGAUUUUUUUUCCUGACGUGAACUGUUGUCUUCUCACAUGCAGUAGCUCAAGUGGAUAGUGUUAAAACAGUAGAACUUCUUUCUUACAAUAGUUGUGUUUUUUUUCUGUGCUGGACACAUUACACAUUCUCUAAAUGUUAAAGUAAAUACAUUUCUUUUGUCAGAAAUAUGCUCAAUAAAAUGGGAUUUCUUUUCUAAUCUCUUCUAAUCUUGACUAGCACCGGACCAUGCACUUGUGCUUGGACAAUAUAAAAAUCUCAUAUCAGGAGAUAUGGCAAGAGACAAAAACAUGCCACAGUGAAUCCACUUUAUCUUAGCAGGAUACAAUCACAUUAGAAGAUAGAGGAAGAUGGUGUCAAUAACAUAAAUACCACAUUAAUGAACACAUUAAUGGCAAAGAAAAUUAAAUGGCUGUUAGGUGGCUAUAAAUAGCUAGCGUACGGCUAAUUAUAAGAGUGGGCUACAUUUAUCUAGCUAAUGCUAACAGCUUGCUAAAUUUAGCAGCUAACAGCUCAUACUAACAGCAGGGUACAGCCAGCUUGGUUAAAGGUAGCUUUAUUUAAUGGUGACCAGAACACUAUUUGGCAUCAUAACCAAACAAAUGUUUCAAUAAACAUUUGUGUGAUUUAACCAACACAUGGUGCAGCAUUAAGUAUUUGACGCAGACGUUAUAGUUAAUUAACUUUUAACCAGGAAUUCAGUGAAUAAGAUUGAGUGGUGGUGACAGAAAUUGGUGCAUAAAAUGGAGGAACAGACACAUGAGAUUGCCCCAACUAUGAUUAGGAUGAAAAACAACCAUGACUGAGUGUUUUUCUUUUAUCACAAUGCUAAAUAAUAUUGUUUAGUUUGUAUUGAAUUACAAAGUUACGAUUCCAUUUUUUAUUUUUUUUAUCCUUCGUCUGGUUUUCAUUUAUUAGUUUGAAUUAUUCAUACCUUGACAAACUUUUGCAAAGUAUACGUUUUUUUUUUUGUUUCAACUUCUGUGACAUCCGUGUCCAUUCAUAUACUAAGUUGUACUGAAGGACAAUGUCAUUUUUGUGCUUGAAAACAUGGUGUUGAGCACCUACUGAACCCAGUCUGUCAGCCUGGCGUGGUACCAGGCUGUUUUUCCUUCUUUCUUUCUUUCUGUGUCAGAAAUGAGAGUUUGCCUCUUGAAGACUUUCUGCAUUUGCUUGUUUUUUUAUUCGUUAUUUUUGCUUUCUCUUAACUAUAAACAUCUGGUUUGCUUUGCCAGCAGCAUAAUCAUUUGUGUAACAGUUAUGGAAGUUUUUGUUUGUUUGUUUUUACAUUCUGUAUAUAUUAAUAAAUGAUA
Messenger RNA from Solea senegalensis (Senegalese sole), 2691 nucleotides. RefSeq names its product coiled-coil domain containing 3b (gene ccdc3b). Gene Ontology annotation, biological process: negative regulation of gene expression. The record is from RefSeq and is a predicted model, not a curated record. The coding region runs from base 297 to 1130 and encodes 277 amino acids. The transcript is spliced from 3 exons. Gene Ontology annotation, cellular component: extracellular region. Lineage: Eukaryota; Metazoa; Chordata; Actinopteri; Pleuronectiformes; Soleidae.